GAUUUUAUUCAAGACUGUCCAUCGGGUUACAUGACAAAAGAAGAAUUUAAACACAUAUAUGGACAGUUUUUUCCAUCAGGGGAUCCAACUCGGUUUGUUGACUACGUUUUCAAUGUCUUCGAUAUCGAUAAGAAUGGGGUAAUAACAUUCAAAGAAUUCAUCCUAGCAAUUUCUAUUACUACUAGAGGAACUAUAGAAGAAAAACUAAAUUGGGCCUUCAGUCUGUACGAUUUCGACAGUGACGGCUACGUGACGCGUGAUGAAAUGUACGAUAUAGUCAAAGCCAUCCACAGGAUGCACGGUAAAGAGGGUGACACAGCUGAAAGGGACGCAGCUGAACAGAGGGUGGAUCAGCUCUUCACGAAGUUGGACACGGACGGUGACGGGAAGUUGAGCAGAGAUGAGUUCUGCAAGGGCUUCAAGAACGACACAUGGAUCAUCAAGGCCUUAUUAUUGCGCUCUCCACUGGCCGCCCAGUCGACAACUUCUCUGUCCAUCCCCACAAGUGACGAAGAUGCCGGGAGGCGGUCCUCCACCUGCAAAGCCUCCGUCGGAAACGGACUCCAUUAGUGUGCACCACACUGACUUUUCGCCGACAACGAAUAUCACGAAGAAAGGAGACUUUCGAUUUGUUUUAGUUGAUGAAGAUCGUGCGUUUUAUGGGAACUGUAAAAUUGUGUUGUAACACACAGAGUGUUUGUC
Uloborus diversus is the source of this 702-nucleotide messenger RNA. Its product is annotated as neuronal calcium sensor 1-like. NCBI's taxonomy places the organism in Eukaryota, Metazoa, Arthropoda, Arachnida, Araneae, Uloboridae. The transcript is spliced from 5 exons. The record is from RefSeq and is a predicted model, not a curated record. Gene Ontology annotation, molecular function: calcium ion binding. The coding region runs from base 31 to 570 and encodes 179 amino acids.